Scleropages formosus (Asian bonytongue) is the source of this 1836-nucleotide messenger RNA. RefSeq names its product butyrophilin subfamily 1 member A1-like. The coding region runs from base 16 to 1836 and encodes 606 amino acids. Gene Ontology annotation, molecular function: protein binding. The record is from RefSeq and is a predicted model, not a curated record. NCBI's taxonomy places the organism in Eukaryota, Metazoa, Chordata, Actinopteri, Osteoglossiformes, Osteoglossidae. The transcript has 10 exons.
GUGACACGAACGGUGAUGAAGAUCAGUUGGUCUGAGUGUCUCUGUUUCAUCCUCCUGCUUCUCCAACUCACCACUGUCUCCACACUGGAGAGGUUUGAGGUUCUUGGUCCAGCUCAGCCUGUAGUUGCUGUAGCUGGUGAAGAUGUUGUUCUGCCCUGUUACCUCAAACCCAACAUCAGUGCUGUGGACCUACAUGUUGAGUGGUUCAGAGUGCAGAUCAACAACCCAAUUGUACAUCUUUACUGGGAUCAUGAGGACAGAAAUGAGAAUCAACUUCCAUCCUACAGGGGAAGGACAUCACUGUUCCCUGAGGAACUGAAGAAGGGAAAUACAUCAUUAAAACUCUAUGAUGUCAGAAGCUCUGAUGAUGGGCCAUAUAAAUGUUUUGUUCAGUCUCAUGAGUGGCAGGAAGAUUUCUGGAUUAAUCUGCAUAUUAAAGCUGUAGGAACCCAACCAGUAAUCUCCAAUGAGGGAUAUGAAGAAGGAGGGAUCAGUCUGGUGUGUGAAUCUAAAGGCUGGUACCCUCAGCCUCAAGUGGUCUGGAUGGACAGUGAAGGACACAGUCUCCCUGCUGGACACACAGAGACACACAGAGACAGUAUGGACCUCUUCACCGUGAGACGACGUGUUAUUGUGCAGGAGACCGAGAACAACAGGUUCACCUGUCAAGUUCUACAAGAGCAGUUCAAUGAAAUGAAAGAGACAGUAACUGAGAUCCCUGGUGAGAUGUUCCAUCGUGCCCAUCCCUGGAAGGUGACCUUUGCUGUGGUCUUCAGUCUGGCUGCUGUUUGUAUUAUUGGAUGCACAGUUUUGAUUCACCGUUUUGUAAAACUGCGGAGAAGGAGAGCUCAGCUCAAAGAACAGUAUGGACUGAUCACCAGACGCCUGUUUGAUGUGACUCUGGACCCUGAUACAGCACAUCCUCAACUCGUCCUGUCUGAGGACAGGAAACAAGUGAGACAUGGAGUCAUAUGGCAGGAUCUCCCUGACAACCCGGAAAGGUUCAAAUACCGGAGUGUCCUGGGAAAAGAGGGGUUUUCUUCAGGGAGACAUUACUGGGAGGUACAGGUUGGGGAGAAGACUGAGUGGACUUUAGGAGUGGUCAGAGAGUCCAUCAACAGGAAGGGGUAUUUUCCGCUGAAUACUAGUAGUGGUCUGUGGGCUCUGAGUCUGACUGGGAAUGAGUACUGGGCUCUCACUGACCCCCCUGUGUCCCUCAACCUGAGUGUGAAGCCCCAGAAGGUGGGGGUGUAUGUGGACUAUGAGGAGGGUCAGGUCUCCUUUUACAGUGUGGAGGACAAGUCUCAUAUCUACACUUUCACCGGAUAUAAAGUUACUGAGAAACUCUAUCCGUACUUCUGGCCAGGCUUCCGGAACUCAGCCCCACUCAUCAUAUCUCCUGUCAUUGAUGUGACUCUGGACCCUGAUACAGCACAUCCUGAACUCAUCCUGUCUGAGGACAGGAAACGAGUGAGACAUGAAAACACAAAGCAGGAGCUCCCUGACAACCCAGAGAGGUUUAAACGCCGGAUUAAGUGUCCAGGGAAAAGAAGGGUUUUCUUCUGGGAGACAUUACUGGGAGGUGCAGACUGGGAGGUGGGAAGUACAAGGCUCUCACUGACCCCCGUGUCCCUCCGACUAAGUGUGAAGCCCCAGAAGGUGGGGGUGUCUGUGGACUAUGAGGAGGGUCAGGUCUUCUUUUACAGUGUGGAGGACAAGUCUCUUAUCUACACUUUCACUGGAUAUAAAUUCACUGAGAAACUCUAUCCGUACUUCUGUCCAGGCUUCUGGAACUCAGCUGCACUGAUCAUAUCGCCUGUCAUUUACACAGAUUAA